Humulus lupulus (European hop) is the source of this 1380-nucleotide messenger RNA. RefSeq lists its product as uncharacterized. The transcript has a single exon. NCBI's taxonomy places the organism in Eukaryota, Viridiplantae, Streptophyta, Magnoliopsida, Rosales, Cannabaceae. The record is from RefSeq and is a predicted model, not a curated record. Gene Ontology annotation, molecular function: zinc ion binding; nucleic acid binding. Bases 1 to 1380 code for a protein of 459 amino acids.
AUGGCUCAUCAUGAGGAAAUUCAGCAGAGAAGUUUGAAUGACUAUCUCCAUCCUACUCGUACUCCUACCCUUUCUUGUAUCAUCUUUCCACCUAAUAUGCCCAACUUUGAAUUUAAACCUGGCAUGAUUCAACUCUUGCCAAAUUUCCAUGGUUUAGAAAAUGAAAAUCCUUAUGUGCAUAUUAGGGAAUUUGAGGAGGUGGUAGCCACUUUCUAUAACCAAGCUAAUAUCGCAGAUACUGUGCGAUUGAAGUUUUUUCCCUUCUCUUUGAAGGAUAAGGCUAAAAGCUGGUUAUACUCUCUGAGACCAAGGUCUAUUGGAACAUGGGAUGAAAUGACAUCGUCAUUAUUCUUCCACAAAUACUUCCCUAACCACAAGACCAAUGGCUUAAAAAGACAGAUUUCUACUUUUUCCCAAAAAGACAAUGAAACUUUCUAUCAAUUCUGGGAAAGGUUUAAGGAACUGUUAACUCUUUGUCCCCACCAUGGCUAUGAAAAAUGGCGCCUAGUCAGCUAUUUCUAUGAAGGCCUCACUAUUCGUGAACGUCAGUUUGUAGAAAUGAUGUGCAAUGGUGAAUUUCUUCAAAAAGAUCCUGAAGAAGCCUUGGAAUAUCUCAAUGGGCUUGCAGAAAAAUCUCAUACCUGGACUGGUCCAAGUGCUACUGAAAGCACUAACCGAAAUCGACCAGCAGGAAUUUACCAAUUGAGGGAGGAGGACAGCCUCAAAGCCCAAGUUGAGUCCUUAACAAAGCAACUUGAGGCAUUUAAGACAAAAGGUGGGCAAGGACUUCAUAUGAUUGCCCGAAUAGAAACACAUGAGCCAUGUUUUGUGUGUGGAGGAACGGAUCAUUUAGCUAAGGACUGCUUAGCUUUUAGUGAAAUAAGGGGGGUUUAUGAAGAGCAAUGUAAUGCCUUAGGGGCCUAUAAUAAGUCAUUCUCUCAUACGUACAACCCUGGUUGGAGAAACCACCCAAAUUUCAGCUGGAGAGAUCCUAACCAAGCACAAUCUUCUGGAGGGCAAUGGAGAAAUGAGCACCAGUCUCAACCAUCAAAAGCUCAUCCUACUCCUCAAUACAAUACUCCUCCUCAAAGGAGUUCUCUUGAGAACACCCUUCAUUCAUUCAUGGAGGAGCAAGCCAAAAUAAAUCGUCAAAUGAUGGAAGAAAUCAAGGACAUGAAAAGUCAAUUUUCAAAACUGACUGGAUCCUUGGUUAAUUCUGAAAGAGGCAAACUUCCUUCUCAGCCUCAAUUUAAUACACAAGGGCAACAUAUGACUCAAACCUCCAACUCUAACGAUCAAAACGUUAAGGAGGCUAAUGCCAUCACCACUAGAAGUGGUAAAGCUUUGGAAGAUCCACCAAAUUCAAAUACUACUUCAUAA